AUGUGAUUUUAAUGAAUUACCGGUUACCAGUCAAGCAGGUAACAUAUAAAAUCAAUCACAGAAAAGAAAAAAAAAGAGACUUUUCUUUUUUCUCUCUCGCCGUCUCGCGUUCUCUCUCUCUACUUCUCUGCUGCGUUCUUUUAAUUCUGCUCCUUCUCAUUGUUCUUGGUCGAUCUUCACCUCGUCUUCAUACAAAUCUCAGGCAGAUUCGAAUUGAAUCAAGCCACUUGCUUCGAUUUUUCCCCAAUGGAAACCCAUGUGAAAAUUUCCCAUUGAAGAAAAACAAAGAAGAGAGGUUAGAAAUCAACAUGAACAGAGAAAGUUCUCUUAAAGCAACUUCAAAAUUUUCUGAGCAAAGUCAACUUCCUGUUAUAAAUGGUAAAGGUAAUGGUCAAUUGAUGUAUAAAAAGAAAGGGUCGAAGAAGACACAACAUGAUUCAAGUGUUAAAAAUGGGAAGCCAUCAAGUGUGUUUAAGAGGAGAGUAUUUUGCUUCUCAAAAUCCUUUCUUGAGAAUAGGCAUUUGCACCCAUGAAUGGAGGAACUGCUUCUGAGUUACCUGAUACAAACUCCUGGAAGCAGCCAUUUGAUGCUCAAAGAUACUUUUCAUAUAGUGAAAGUGACUGACAGGACUGUGUAUACCUUUUUUUUUUUUUUUUUUUUUUUUUGAGAAUAGGACUGUGUAUACCUAAAUAAAGAAAAGGAGCAAGUUGAGACAAUUUUCCCUUAGUUUUUCUCUCAAUCUAUUACUAUUGGUGUCAAUGCUUUAGCCAAGACAGCAGCUGGAGCCUGCCCCCUUACUGUA
Quercus robur (English oak) is the source of this 803-nucleotide messenger RNA. RefSeq lists its product as uncharacterized. The record is from RefSeq and is a predicted model, not a curated record. The coding region runs from base 12 to 533 and encodes 173 amino acids. Lineage: Eukaryota; Viridiplantae; Streptophyta; Magnoliopsida; Fagales; Fagaceae. The transcript is spliced from 3 exons.